This is a messenger RNA of Symbiodinium sp. CCMP2592, 1491 nucleotides long. NCBI's taxonomy places the organism in Eukaryota, Dinophyceae, Suessiales, Symbiodiniaceae. The record is from the annotation of a GenBank genome assembly.
AUGCUGGCCCUUGGAGGGUCAAUGCAACCCCAUAUGGGAUGGUGCAAGUCGUUGCUGACGGCGGUGUCCAUGUUCGCUGUCCUGGUUCAGGUCGACCAGCGCUUAGCUGCUGCGGCUGUUUUCCUGGUCUCCUUUUCUUCCGCCUUGCUGGCACGCACAGGGCCAGCCCUUUUGCUUGCAGCAGUGGCUUCUUGGAUGACACUGCUCAACGCCCGCCGGCGCGUUUGUGCACCCAGCCCCAAGGUGCAGAAUUGGCGGCGUCAUGCACACAUGUUGCGGCCCCCCACCCGCCUGGCCUGGGCCAUCCAGUUCCUGGAGUUCCAGUACCAGGGCUACAAGGGCUACCACCAAAGCCCGGGCUCCUACUCGGACAAAACGGAUCUCCCAGCUCCGACGGGCUCCGCUCACUUUCGAGGCAGCGAGGUGCGUUUUGACGACGCUGGUGCCUUGGGCGACGAGAAAGGCGGCAAAGGAAGCGGAAGCCGUUUCUUCGCCUGCCACCCGCACGGCCGAAGCCUCAGCCAGUCGCACAGUCGCAGCUGCUUCCGUCACGGAAGCAGACGUGCAGGCAUUCUCUCCGUGGGUUUCUGUUCGAACGCACCCUUGCAGCAUUGGAUGCAAACGAAGCCGACGGCUGGGAAAACUGUGAAGAGCAGAGAGGCUUGGCGGCUUGGCCUUGUCCGCUUGGAGGUGGUUGGUCACUGUAACUACCUCAUCGAUCCGACCUUGCGGAACAAAGGCUUGCUGGCCAAGUUCUUCUUGGACGCAUUCGAGGGACCGCACGGAGCCAUUCGUGACACACGAGCCGUAACGAUCCAGAAUCUCAUGGAGAAGGGCGAGUCGAUCUCCAUGACUCCUGGCGCCUACCAAGAGGCGACUUGCUUUUCUCACGGCUUUGAGAGAGUGGCGCUCAGACAGCGCAAAGGCUUUGUGAAGUACUGCCUCCGCUACGGCUAUAGAUUACAUCCGGUGUACACCUUCGGAGAAAGCGAAACGUACUUCACGCUAGGUGGCUUCGACAAGCUCCGGCUUUGGCUGAACGGCAAAGGAAUUCCAACCGUUUGCUUCUGGGGCCUGCCGUCUUUGGCCUCAGAUGUGGGCCGAGGAGUGGUGCCCGCUGCUCCCGCGCCGGCACCUCAAGGCCCGCCUUCAGAAAGGGGGAAGCGAAAGGGGAAGCGCCUCCGAAGCGCCGCCUUCAGAGUCUCUCCGCUCCGCUGCUCUCCGCUGCUCUCCGCUGCUCCCUUUCUGUCAGCUGCUGACCUUCGUGGGCCCGGCCUUGGAGCUCCCGAAGCUUUCGGAGCCCUCCACGCAGCAGGCGAGACAGCGAGACAUCGCAGCGCGAGCGCCGCCGCGCUGCCCCGCUUGGACCGCUUCGAGCGUCGUCUUCAGGUGGACGAGUGGCACGGGAAGUACAUGGAAGCCUUGAGGGAACUCUUCGAGAGACACAAGGCUGAGGCAGGCAAGCCUUCGGCCGUGCUGGAGAUCCUGUAG